Osmia bicornis bicornis is the source of this 1864-nucleotide messenger RNA. RefSeq names its product dynactin subunit 4 (gene DCTN4-p62). NCBI's taxonomy places the organism in Eukaryota, Metazoa, Arthropoda, Insecta, Hymenoptera, Megachilidae. The coding region runs from base 102 to 1598 and encodes 498 amino acids. The transcript has 9 exons. Gene Ontology annotation, cellular component: dynactin complex. The record is from RefSeq and is a predicted model, not a curated record.
AUAUAUAUACACAACACACAUAUAGAAAUACCUAUGACCAAGAGUAGGUGUCAUUUCAGGAUCAUUUCUGACAAUUAUUUCUUUUGAAUUCAUUUUUAAUCAUGUCAUAUUUGAAUCAACCUGAUUAUGUGCGUUACGUAUGUAACUGUGGAUCUUUGAAACCGAUUUCGAAGAUUUAUUUUUGUAGACAUUGUUCGAAAAUACGUUGUGGUUACUGUGUAUGUCAAGAGGUUGAUUCACAUUAUUGUCCUAAUUGUAUGGAAAGUUUGCCUUCAUCAGAGGUCAGACUUAAGAAAAACAAGUGUUCGAAUUGCUUUGAAUGUCCUUGCUGUUUUCAAACUUUAUCUACAAGAGCUGGACAUGUUCCUUUAAGAGUAGCACCUCCAGAAGGAGAAGAUGCUAAAGAUGUUAAAACAACACCUAAGAAGGUUUAUUAUUUAUUCUGUUCAUUAUGUAGAUGGACUUCCAGAGAUGCUGGUAUUCCAGAUCAAUCAGUGGCUACUGGAGGUUGGCCUGAACAGGAAAACCCUCAUAUAAAUCGUAUAAACGCAUUAAUUGAUUAUCAUAAAAUAUUAGGCUACAUAGAGAAACAACAACGCGAGAAAAAGAAGUUUCGACCUAAGCGACUUUACAUGCAAAUGGCGAUGUUUACUAUGACAUCUGCUAUGAUGCGUAAACGUAUCGGCCUCCCUUCGGAACCUCCUAUGCACUCGCAAUCAACCGACGAACCACCGCCAGCUAUUGCUAGCGAAGAAGUAGAGGAAUUACCGGCGGAAAUUUUUACUGAAUCAGUAGAUAUAACUAAAAUAACUACGCUAGAACAACGAUUACAACAUCCGGAAGUACAAGCGGAAAAAGUAAACGAACUACGUCCACAACAUAGACAAUUUUUAGUUAAGAUAUCGCAGCGGUGUCGAGUUUGCGAACAUAGUCUCAGUAAACCAGAUCUUUGUCCACAAUCUACAAAGUUCAAGAUUCAACUGGCCGCAUUCUAUUAUGUGCCAGAGGUAAGGAUUGUUACUUGCGAACCACUUCGUCCAGGCAAGUCAAGUGAGCUGCUGUUGAAAUUUUGUAACCCAACUCAGCAUCAAACUCAAGUAACCUUAUUACCAUUGGAUACACCAGUAAUUCCUACUGUAACUGUAGCAAGUGAGAAAGAGGAGUUUGAGGAGGAAGAUGCGCAACAGGAAUCUGAAUCUCCAAAUUUAUUACCUUCUAUUGUACGGCAAGUUCCGAUAGUAGAAGAAGUUAAACCUGUAAAAAUUUCUGCAAAUGCGGAUUUAGUUUUACCUCAUAGCCCCCUUAUUCUGCCACCACGAGAUGAUGCUGCUGAAUACGAUGAUACGGGUGACACUAAUAAUUUUCAAGAUGAUCCAAAGCUCGUGAUUUGGCGAAAGGGAAAUAAAGCGGUAAUAAAACUGCACGUGACUCCGAAUGAGAAUAUUCAAGAGAGUGGAAGCGAUUCAGUUAUAGUUGGCUUCGUUAUGCAGUAUGGAUACGUGAAUACAAUUACAACAUUAGAACAUAAAGCACCUCAGAAGCUGGAUCUCCAGGUUAAAUUGUUCCUUAGUGUAGGAAACAUUGUUGGAACUGCUUAAUAUAUGCUACGAUAAUAUUAAUAUUUAUUAAUACAAUUAAUUCUUACACUAUAAAGAUCAUAAUAAGUUGUACUAAUCUUUCUAAGUAUUGUUAUGUUUUUAUAACUUAAAAUUAUUAUUUUUCAGUUGCAAUAAUAUAAACCUUUUAAUUCACUAUUUAAAUUAAAUUAUUGCUUAGUAUUAUAAAGGAAUGUUUCUUUUCCAGUUAAGCUCCAAAAUUCGUGGUUUUUGCUAUUUUGCUAUUUACAAAAUGCUAUUUGUAUGAA